ACUUUAUAUAUCAUUUGUAGAGGCACACGAGAGGGCAUGGUAGUAGCGUGGAGGGGGUCUAGAGUGCGUAUUCGGUAAAUGUAGCGACUCAACGUGACCGACAUAGUAUUUAAAAUGUUUAUUCCCGGACUUACGCCCGUAAGAUGAACCCAUUCUGACAUUGAAAAUAUUUGAAUGUGCUUACAUUAAAGGUUGCAGAUGUAUGAUUUCAUGAUGGUACAUAUAUUUCUUGCAAUGGAAACUAAGUGUACAAUGCUGUCUGCUUUAACAGUGUACAUUAUCUUGUCUGUAAUUACCUAUAGUCAAGCCUGUGACAAUGGCUGGUUUGGCAAAAAAUGCGAGUUCAAAUGUCGUUGCUAUGCUAACAGAUGUGACAGGACAGGAAAAUGUCUUGAGGGAAACAGCUGUCAGCCAGGUUGGUUUGGACCAUUCUGUCAGUAUGAGGACCUAGUUACCAAAGGACAGUUAAAGCUAAUACAGGAAUCAGAAUCUGUUCGAGACUUACUGCUGGACGGCGACGACAACACAUGUCACAAUGAAUUAAGAUCCUUAAAUAUUCUAUGGACCUCUGAGUACGUCUUUACCUGGAUGAGGAUAAUUACUGACAAACCAGCUGCAGAGAUAAUAAACAAGUUUACCUUAAGGUUUCAAAGUGCGUUGACUUCUAAAAAUAAUAAAGUCUUUUCUUGCCCUAAGGAGAAACGUGUUGUGGUCGGACCGAAAACGAUGGACAUAUUUUGUGAUAUUAAUAUAGCUAUAGGAGGAAUAACCUUGGCAGGGGAAGGAAUUCAAACUCUUUGCUCAGUUUACGUAAGUGGAGGUCGUAACCUGGCUUUGAAGCAAUACACAAUCCAGUCCAGCACAUUAAAUCCUGUGAAAUCUAAAUCGUCCAAUGCGGUAGACGGAAACAUAGACAAUGAGUAUGAUCACAACAGCUGCACUCAUACCAAUAACACAGAGAAAGCCACUUUGCCUUUUUGGCGUGUCCACUUUAAGGCUGCUAUCCUUGCCAAUAGAUUCGUAUUAUAUAACAGAAAUAUCCACAAAGAGCGUCUCAUGGGCUUUCAGAUUAGAACUUCUUACAACAAAAAUCUACGAAACUAUAAGGACAAGUCAUUGAUGCCACUAGAUAAAUAUACAGUACUGGAACCACGGCAAGCCAGUCCAAUCAGAAUACUAGAGGUGAAAGCUACAACUGAUUCCGAUGGUACCUACCUGUCUCUUUGUGAGGUGGAGGUCUAUGGAGAGCGAGUGUGUCCAAGUAAAAGAUUUGGUCUGGACUGUGACUUAAAAUGUCAUUGUCCAUCUAUGUGUUUUGCAAACAAUGGAGUCUGUACUUCUGGUUGUCCCGUAGGAUACCAAGGUGAAGGCUGUUUAGAAGCUUGCGACGAUUACACAUGGGGUAAAGAUUGUUUACAUCACUGCAGUACUCAGUGUAAUAGAGGUAUCUGUGACAAAGUGACGGGGCACUGUCUACAUGGAUGUCAAAGUGGCUAUCGCUUACCCUUAUGCACACAAGAAUGUGAUAAUGGGUGGUGGGGAGAAAACUGCUCUAGAUCCUGUCAUGUCAACUGCCAAAAUUUGUCAUGUCACAUUCAGACUGGACACUGCCUUGAUGGGUGUGUUGCGGGUUUUAAACCACCAAUGUGUCAUGAAGUGUGUGAUGUAGGCACUUGGGGCAAAGACUGUACUAAUCUGUGUGAUGCGAGUUGUUUGAAUCAGACUUGUCAUAGUCAAACAGGGCAGUGUAAAACUGGAUGUAAAGCAGGAUUCAAACCACCCACUUGUAAUGAGCCCUGUGAUCCAGGUACUUGGGGAGAAAGUUGUAUACAUUCUUGCAGCCCAAACUGUAAAGGCUUGUCAUGUGAUGGUUUGACAGGUCAUUGUAAUCUAGGCUGUCAGAAAGGAUAUAAGCUGCCAUUUUGUAUAGAAGAAUGUGACAAAGGAUUUUGGGGAGAAAAUUGUUCAUUUCGAUGUAAUCCUAAUUGUAAGGAGAACUCUUGCGACAUAGAGACUGGAGAGUGUAACAAAGGAUGCAAGCGAGGCUUUUUAGCUCCUCAGUGUACAAAAGCUUGUGAACAUGGAACAUGGGGAGACCACUGCAUGUGGACAUGUCCUUCUUGCUACAAUAGUUCAUGUGAUAGUGAAACUGGCCAGUGUCUGCAAGGAUGUAUAUCUGGAUUUAAAACUGUCUUUUGUACACAAGAAUGUGAUGCUGGUUGGUGGGGUCCUAACUGUGCACAAAAAUGUAACUCACGUUGUAGAGAGAAACUGUGUAGCAGCCAAACUGGGGAAUGUAAGCUAGGAUGUCAGAAGGGCUACUUGCCUCCCCAUUGUUCUAAAGCCUGUGAACCUGGGCGGUGGGGUGGAAACUGUUUACAGUUAUGCAAAUCAACAUGUAAGAACUGGUCCUGCAACAAAGAGACAGGUGAAUGUGAUUUGGGAUGUGUCCCAGGUUACAAAAUGCCAGAUUGUACUCAUGUUUGUGACAACGGGACAUGGGGAGAUAACUGUUCAUCCCAGUGUGCAUCCAAGUGUAUAGGACGAUUAUGUGACAAGACAACUGGUCUUUGUAAUCAAGAAUGUAUUACUUUGAGAGGAAGAAAGCCAGUAUGUACAAAAGCCUGUGACAUUGGGAAAUGGGGUUCAAAUUGCACCAAGUCAUGUAGCAGUAACUGUAAGGAUAAACUUUGUAGUAGCAGAACUGGAAAAUGCUUAUUGGGCUGCCAGCCAGGAUUUAAACCUCCUUACUGCAGAGAAGAAUGUGAUCCAGGAACAUGGGGCCAAGAAUGUGCGAAAUUCUGUAAUAUUAAUUGUAAGCACUUCUCUUGUAACCGACUGACUGGCCAUUGUACUAAAGGUUGUAAUACUGGUUUUAACAAACCAUAUUGUUCUGACGAAGACAAACAGAUCUAGAUUCAACUAGUGAUAUGCGUACAUGUAGAUUUAUUAAUUAAUUACACAAUAUUAUUACUUCUUUAUUCUGUCUAGUGAAACUAAUCUCAUGUAAAUGAUCGUCUUGGAUUAACUUGACAUGUUUCAACCUUGACCACCAUCUUGCUGGCUCGAUCACAUGUUGUAAUUUAGUCAAUACUACACCCAUACUUUCUGACUUAAGUUUAACGUUUUUUCCCCAUUGUAAUAAUAGAAAAAGUUUUUGCCCUUUCAUUGUAUUGAAUUUAAUAAAAACAUGAGACUUUUACAUUUAUUAAAGUAUCUUUUUUUGAAAGAUGUUAA
Molecule: messenger RNA, 3237 nt
Organism: Biomphalaria glabrata
Lineage: Eukaryota; Metazoa; Mollusca; Gastropoda; Planorbidae
Product: multiple epidermal growth factor-like domains protein 10
Exons: 18
Coding region: 199-2916 (905 amino acids)
Molecular function (GO): scavenger receptor activity
Source: RefSeq, a predicted model, not a curated record